Messenger RNA from Gordionus sp. m RMFG-2023, 714 nucleotides. Its product is annotated as putative ATP synthase subunit f, mitochondrial. Gene Ontology annotation, biological process: proton motive force-driven mitochondrial ATP synthesis. The record is from RefSeq and is a predicted model, not a curated record. The coding region runs from base 203 to 550 and encodes 115 amino acids. Lineage: Eukaryota; Metazoa; Nematomorpha; Gordioida; Chordodea; Parachordodidae. The transcript is spliced from 5 exons. Gene Ontology annotation, molecular function: proton-transporting ATP synthase activity, rotational mechanism.
UUUUGUAAUAAAAAUAUAUUUACAUUAAUAUAAAAUGGUGAAAGAAAUCAAUACUGUAUAACACAAUAGUGUACAUUUUUUUUAAAAAAAAAUUCGUUUUAGUAAGUGUGGUUCAGUUUUUUUGCUUCUUUCGCCAUUCUUCAAAUCCUCCACUAAUCAUCAAAAUUUUAUUUCUAACAAACACUGAUCAAUCUAACAACACAUGACUGAUAUUGCAAAAAAUCCUAAAGGGGUAGGGUAUUAUCCUCCAGAAUAUGAACCUAAAAUUCAUGGGCCAUAUUAUCCAUGGCGUUACUAUGGAAAACCUGAUAUAAAGUUUGGAGAUUUGAAACUUAAGGAAAUUUGGUCAUGGUUGGGACGUCGAUCCUUUUCACCAAGUGCUAUAUAUAAUUGUGGUAGUCGAAAUUUUCAUUAUUAUCAUUAUAAAUGGAUUGAUACUAAAGUAGGCAUUGCUGCACCUGCAUAUCAUUUUGCUGUUAGUGCUAUGCUUUUAUCUUAUGUUUUAUUUUUCAGCAGAUAUUAUUAUGAAAGAAAGCGAAAACAUCACUAAUUGUUUUAUAAAAUGAUAUUUGCAUCAGAAUAAAUAUUGCUUUUAAAAUACUGAUUUUAUUAUUGGUGUAUUAGAUUUAUAAUAAAGGUUGUACAAUGUUUAUUUUUACACUUUAUUUGUGUAUUCCUAAAUUUAAGCUUUCCAACCAAAAAAAAUUAAUAUUU